AUGCUUCUUGCCGCUGUCAGUAUCACAGCCAUUAGCAAUCUGCCCAAUAUAGCUCAUGCACUCGUCAUGCUCGAAAGUGGGAGUCUCCUUGCAAUCCUUGAGCUGCAGCCUCAGCGUGCACUCAUUAUUGGACUCGCCCAUCCCCGUAUAAUCCUCAUGAAACCCAUCGCGCGUAUUCAGCUUGAGGUUCGAACAGAAAUUGUCAAUAUUCCCACUAUUCGAGUCGUCCCCGUUCAGCAGAUCGACCGGGUAUGUCGCCCCGUCGCCGUCCUUGCAUUUCAGCUCCGAGUCCUGCGUCACCGACAAGCUGAAGAUGUAGCACUCGUCCGUUGUCACGCGCCCGCCGUGCUUGUCGCCGCUGUCGGUGUCGCAGUUGUUCGCCAGCAGGUUCAUGUAUUCCUUGCAGUAGUCGGCCGAGAUCUCGCCGCCGUGGGGCGUGUUGGUCUUGCUCGGAGUCUUGGUGUCGCUGGGCGUAUUGGUCUUGGUGGGGGUCUUGGUGUCGCUGGGCGUGUUGGUCUUGCUGGGCGUGUUGGUCUUGCUGGGAGUGUUGGUCUGGCUGGGGGUGUUUGUCUCGCUGGGUGUCUUGGUAGACGGAGGAGGGCGGGAACCUCCGCUCGAACUACUCCCCGAGGAUGGCUUGGGUUGGAGACCACCGCCCGCGCGCAGGUCUUGGGGCUAGCCGUCGCCGUGGUGGCCGUGGAAGUGGCCGACGCGCUGCACCCGGUCUCGACGGAGGUCUUGGUGGUGCAACUUUUGCUCAGCAGAGGCGUUCCCUGGCUGGUGCCCGUUGUGACGGGCGUGCACGACACCCAGCUGUUGGUCACGGUCUUGGUCGGGCAUGCCGACUCCGUGGUCUUGGUGGAGGUCUCGGUGACAUGGCAGCCCGACUCAGUGGCCUUGCUCGUCGAGCAGCUCUCGCUGAGCAGCGGCGUGCCCGAGCUCGUCGAAGUCGUCACCGAUGUGCAUGAGAUCCAGGUGUUGGUCACGGUCUUGGUCGACGUGCACUCGGAAUCGGACUCAGGUUCGGGCGUGGGCUUGCCGUUGGAACCGAUGGUGAUUGUGGGCCACUCGGGCAUCGACGAGGUGGAGAGCGAGGUGAUGGUGCCCGUGGGGAGAUUCGACACUGGGCCCUUGCUCGUGUCUGUUCCACUAGGCGUCCCCGGAGGAGGCGUGGAUCCCGAAGGGCCUCCGGACGGGUUUCCAGACGGGGUCCCAGAUGAGGUUCCUGGCGGCUUUCCAGACGGGGUCCCAGACGGGGUCCCUGGCGGCUUUUCUGACGAUGAGCCCGAUGGUGAGCCGCCUGGCUUGGAAGUUUCUGAGCUAGGGGGCUUAGAAGGAGGUUUGCCCGAAGGACCAGAAGGUCGAUGA
Penicillium alfredii is the source of this 1368-nucleotide messenger RNA. RefSeq lists its product as uncharacterized. The transcript is spliced from 4 exons. The coding region runs from base 1 to 1368 and encodes 455 amino acids. NCBI's taxonomy places the organism in Eukaryota, Fungi, Ascomycota, Eurotiomycetes, Eurotiales, Aspergillaceae. The record is from RefSeq and is a predicted model, not a curated record.